This is a messenger RNA of Apis cerana (Asiatic honeybee), 9165 nucleotides long. RefSeq names its product brefeldin A-inhibited guanine nucleotide-exchange protein 3. The record is from RefSeq and is a predicted model, not a curated record. Gene Ontology annotation, molecular function: guanyl-nucleotide exchange factor activity. NCBI's taxonomy places the organism in Eukaryota, Metazoa, Arthropoda, Insecta, Hymenoptera, Apidae. Gene Ontology annotation, biological process: regulation of ARF protein signal transduction.
CACGAUUCAUUUAUAAAACGCAAAAUAUCACGAUAAUUGUACGAACAGCGUACAAGUGUAAUUUAUUUUUCAAGAAAAAAAAAAAAAUUGUUCGAAUUUUGACAAUUUGGGUUGAAUUAUCGUUGCAUGCUAAAAAAUACUUCGAGAAUUCGAAUAGCCGUUUAAUCCUCGAUAAGAGGGAAAUAAAUUUGACUCUGAAACAGUUUCUACGGCCCUGGAUGCGCGCGUACAGCCAAGCGUGCACUCCCGUUAUCGAUCAGUCGCGUGUUAGUCCACCGUGACAUGGAGGAUCUCCUGCUGCAGAUCGUCCGAGAAUCGAGCAAUGCAAAAUUACAAAAUUUGCGGAAAUCAGCGCAGGAAGCGUACGACUUCCUGGACAAACAGCAAGGGUUGUUACGCGAUCCACCUCACGAGCUGCGAGCAAAAUGUCUACACGCCUUUCAGCUAGCAUUAGAGACGAAGAGGAGCAAAUUCGUUGCUUUUGGCCUGUCGGGAUUACACAAAAUGUUAAGGGACGACAGAUUCCAGUCACCGUACGAGCCAGAAGACGAUUCUCUCUGGCUACCCGCACAAAUGUUGCACGCGAUGAGUUCCAUGUUAUCGCAAUCGGACGACACUCAGACGGACAUGCUGAAAGUUCUGUUACAAGUGGCCUGCUCUUCUUAUUGGACAAUGAACGGUCGUUUAAUAAUCGCCAUUCUCACUACCUGCUGCGAGGCUUUCGAAAAUGGGAAUCAAGCUGUGAGGACCGCUGCCCAAGCUGCAACCAGUCAAACGUUGCGAUCCUUCUGCUUGUUCCUAGACGAGGAAUGCCAGGAGAUGGACGAGAACGCGAAGAAGAAUAAAAAUUUGUGGGAAAGAGGUGUCUCCUGUUUCAACGAAGCUCUACCGAUACUUCAGUACAUCUGUAGCAAGUUGGACGAGGCUCAAAAAAAAUCUUAUCCCAGCAACGGAAGGAACGGGAACACGGUUGUGUUUCUGUUGGAGUGUCUGCACACUUUAAUCUCAUCCCUGCCGCAGAAGAUACACACGAACGGACAUUUCACCACCUUUCUGUGGCAAAAGUUUUGCCCCGCGUUGAUAGCUUUCCUGGGCACGCCGAGGGUCGACAAGACCUUCACCUCGAGGGAGGGGAAGGAGAACGAGAUCGGGAGAGGAUCCGGAUACUUGGCCACGUCUCUGAGCUUCGACAGCCACCAGGCCAAGACCGUUUACAGUAUCGGGACGGAGUUGGUCCGAUUGGUGGGGUGCGUGGGCCCCCUUCGCCCUGUCCUAGAAUCAGUGUUCCACAGGAUGUUGCUCUAUCCUCCGCCCCAGCAACGUCUGGAACCUUUGAAAGCUCUGAAGGAACUUCUACGAAGCCCGAGCCGGAUGGUGGACUUUGCCGGCCCUUUGCUCGUGGAGGAGGAGAAGUCCAGCCACAUCCAGAGCGACAUGGCUCUGAUGAGACUAGCGAUGGACUCGAUCGAGGAGUCGACGAAUGGCGGUUUGAGCACGUUGCACGCCAGCGUGUCGUGCGUGGUCGCGAUGCUCUCCGCCCUCCAGGAAUUGUGCGAGGGGAAGGCCAUUAACCACACCUACACGUGCACGAUCAACAGUUUGUACGAGGAUCUGGAGUCUUGCGACUACAAAGGUCCUUUGACCUACCAGAGCAUGGCACGGUUGCCGAAAACCUACAGGGAGCAAUUGGAGCUGAUGAAAAAGGGGAUAGGCUCUGACUCGGAUUCGUCGGGUCACGGCCCGUCCGAGGACGGCGACUCGACGGACACCGAGGGCCCUCAGAACGAGUCCGACGAGAUUCAAGAGGAGAACAGCCUGGAGGACAACGACUACGCGAUAGAGAACGAGAGAGAAAGAUUGAGGCUGGAGAAGCUGCCGAAAUGCCUUCACGUGGGCCGCCAGGUGGCCGACGAGUGCAACGUGGACAUGGAAAGGCACAACGCGAGAAAAUUCGUGAGAACGUUGAAAAGCGAUCUCAUACCCAUGGUUUUGUCGCUCAGAAGCAACAUCGAGGUCGACGAAGCUCUUCAGAACUUUGCCUCGGAAUAUUGCCAGGGUGUUUUCACAGCCCAACAGAAGAUGCAGGAACAGACGGACACGAGCACGGACUCGUGCGCCCUUAUCACGAUAAUGAACGCCGAUGGGAUUUAUCUCGCCACGUACGCGGCUUUGCUGCUCAACCUCAAGUUGAUCAGGAUCAAUUACUAUCACGAGGAUAAUCGUCAAGUUCCUAUCAGCGAGGAACAAUUUGUGGAGGAGGUACACGGAUCUGGAGUUUUGGUGUACCUUUCGGCUACCUGGUUGUCCGAGCUGUAUCAACAAGUUCUGGCCUGUAAUCUGCUCGAAAAGUGCGGCUACAAUCCGCACUACACGGAGAAUAGCGCGCUGAUAAACGUGUUAACCGAUGUCGAUGGGAUUCCUGGGAGCCAGAGAGGCGGGCAGCUUCUGUCCGACUACAUAAGAUUGGAGAAAGCUCAGUUGUCUCGAAGCGAGCCAACGCCGGAGGCGGAAGCGGGAGCCAAGUUGUCGAGAAGAGUAUUGACGUGCUGUUGGGGGAGCAUGAUGACAGUUUUGACGACAGGAUUGAAUCCUCCCAAGGAGCAGAAUAACAAGGGGAUUCUUAGCAGAGACGGCGGUAGGCGAGGAGUCAGAGAUACCGUGAUCUUGUCCUUGGAAGGUCUUCACAAGGCAGCGAUUCUCAGCAAUAUACUCGGUCUGCAGAAUCGAUGCGGUUCCAUAUUCGCCUUGCUUGUCAAAGCGGCCUGCACGGAACAGUCAAUCUCGAAAAUCACCAGAACGAAGGACGUUCUACGGUUGAAAUUGCAAAACAGGGCGACCAACAUUCACACGUCGCACGCGUUGAGCAUGGACGUGCUUCUGGGCAAAGGUUUAGAGCUGGGAAGCCACGGUAGCGAUUGUUGGCCUCACGUUUUCACGUGCUGUCUGUACGUGAGCAAAUUGGAACACGAUUUCUUCGGGAGAAAUCAAAAUCCAUCGUUGCCCAAGACUCAGCAGAAGAAAGAUAAGAAGGAGAAUUCGAGCGGGGAUCCGAAAGGGAGUCAGGACAGAUUGAAGCUUAACUUCAACAUAAUCGAGGAAGAGGAGACUUGCGUGGACGUAUACAGUUUCCUGUCAAGUCCGUACACCCAUAAUUCCAGUACGGACACGAUUCCAGAAAUAAUACAAGAAUCGAACGCCGACGGCCAAUUCAACGGGAUUCUUCCCGCUGAUUACGCGGCGAAGAUCAUCUGCGUUUUAUCCCAACAAGUGGACAGAUUGUUCGAGAACGCGGCGUUGAAGUUAAACCUUAAAGCGUUGUGCUUGUUCCUCACCGCUCUCUGCAAGGCGAGCAAAGCCCAGUUAUUCAAGACCACGGACGGGUCCAAAGACAAUAAGAGAUUCUGGUGGAGAAGGAGUAAGCCGAGAGAGAACGAAAUGAACGUGCUCCUUCUGGCUCGAUUAGGGGAAGUGAUGUUGAAGUGUGUGAAGAGUGGAAGGCCUCUGAUCCAUAUAAUGAGGGUUUGGAGUAUCCUGGGGCCGCACUUUAUGGAGGCAGCCUGCCACAAGGACCGUGGCAUUUCGAAGAAGGCGGUGCAAUGCAUUCACGACUCGAUGGCGGCUUUGUUGAACGAGCAAAUGGAAUUACCCCACUUCCACUUCAACGAGGCACUGUUCAAACCUUUCGAGAACCUAUUGUGUCUGGAACUUUGCGACGGCGACGUUCAAGAUCAAAUCGUCAGCUGCAUCUGCGAGUUCGUGGAGACGAACAGGACCGAGAUACGAUCCGGGUGGCGGCCUCUGUUCGGCGCGCUACGCGUAGCUUCGGUCGGCAAUUCAGAUUCCGUCGAGUCCGCCCCCCUCCUCGAGGUGUUCAGGGUGUUUCUAUCAACGGACAACACGCUCGUGUUCGCGAACGCGGCGCUAGAUUGCAUCCUGUGCCUGUUGAAGCACGUGCGCGGGAUCGGGGACGCGGACGGCCACCAGGACGAGCAGGAACAGAUCGACGCGGUCGAGUCCCGCAGGAUGAGACUUUGCGUGGAGAGUCUCAAGUACCUUCUAAGCUGUAGCGACAUCCUCGCUUCCAUGUACGGUAUGCCGGCCUGCCCCAUCUUUCACUCGGCUCAGAGGAUCCAGGUCUCGACCAUACCGCAAUACGUCGACCCAACGAUACCUAACUCGGAACUGAUCAGAUUCGACAAACACGCGGAAUCUAUGCAGGAAACUAUCCCCGAAAGGCCGCACGACGUCUUGAUGGACAACGUGCACGCGAUCACCACUCUGCAAAGCAUGGACAAGCCCAGCGGUAUACUGAGAGUCUGGUACAUUCUGAUCGAGGGUUUGGCGAGCGCAACCAUGAUCUGCCCUAAACGCUACCAACCGCACACUUUGGAGACCUUGUUCCAUCUGCUCAGGGACACCCUCAAUGUCCCCGGCCCGACCUUUGGAUUGUACUGCGUCAACCAUCUUCUUCUGCCCAUGGUCCAGAAUUGGUUGAGGAGGACGUCCAAGAUAUUCAGGGGAUGGGACAACUUUGCGCCUAACUUUAAACAGUGCUGCGGCCUCACCACCGAUCUCGUUGUCGACUACUUGACGCACUUGCAAGGAGCGGACGUAGUUCGAAACGACGCCUAUCUAUCGGCCACCACCCUGAUGUUGAAGCAGUUGUUACUAGUGAUGGCGGAAUGCGUCGUUCAACCCACCGAGAGCAUAGCUCGUCUAGGUUGCGCCUGUAUCAGGCACGUCCUGGUGAGCAGCGGCCCCCUCCUCACCCCGGAACAAUGGGAGGUGUGCGGCGUCGCUUGUUACCGGGCUUGUUCGAAUUCCCUUCAAGAGUUGCACCAGCUGACCAUGGCUUUCUCGCCGAGAUCCGAGUCGUUUUACGGGGACGUCGCACAGGUCAAGGUUGCAGCGAGGCGGGAUGCGACGGUGGAGGAGUCGGAAAGGCUGCGACAACUCGCCGCUCAGGUGUUCCUCAUGGAGGAACAGCGCACCGAAGACAGUUCGAGACGACCCGACGACAGAUCCUACGUUUUCCUUCUCUACCCACCCUCGGUGGGUACCACGCUCAAUCCCGAUCUUUAUAUCGUUAGAGUACAGCUCAGAGCAUUGGUCGUCGGCCUCCUUGUACAUCAGAUGCUUCUUCAUUGCAUCGCCAGUAUUCUUUUGCAAGGGCCUGACUCUUCCUUCCCCAGCUUGUCCAACGUCAUACCCCCCCAAUCGGCCGCGUCGACAUCGCCGAAAUCAAUCGUGCCGGGCUACCUCCCUUACCUGACCAACCACCACGUGGACAUCUUCCUCUCGGCCCUGGAUCUGUCCUACGCGACCGCGUUGAAGUUCGACUGCCGGCCCGGCUUGAAGUUCUUGGUCCAGAAGGUGGCCAACCUGCCCCAACCGGCGAACCUCUACCGUCAAGCGGGGGUCGCGUGGACCAUCAAGAUCGUCACCCUGUUCGAGCUGUGCCUGCACGAGAUAGAGGAGGCAAGGGCGAGCCUGGAGACCGUGAAGACGAUCCUCACCUCGGCCUCGAGCCCGGCCGAGGGCAACGAGCAAGGGGAUCGGGCGUCCUUCAAAAAAGACCCCACCCUCCGCAAACUGUCCAAACACCUGAGACAACUGAGGACCACGUUCCAAGAGCUUUGCGAGAGCUACGUGGAGGUGGUGCUGGACGAGGACGGGAGGCACACCAAGGUGGACAGCUUCUCCGAGAGGAAGAUAUUCCUGCUCGUAGCGCAACCUGACGAUUUUCCAGAGAUCACCGGCAAGGAGCCGAUCCCGAGUUCCGACGACCGAGUCCUUCCCACUCCUGCUCCCGUCCAAUUCCUCCCUUCGGACCAACAUCUCCGAGGAGGAGAGAGCCGAGGGAUCGAGCAGGAUCGAGACGAGGAGGAGGUGGAGGAGUUGGAGAAAGAGGACGAGGAGGAGGAGGAGGAGGAGCAAGAGGAGGACAUCGAGAACUACAACCCGAAUCUGGACGACGAGAGCGGAUCGGACGAGCUUGGGCCGGAAUGCGAGGACGAUCCAAGACCGUUCAGACUGUCCGACCUGGCGGUCGAGUAUUCGACCGAUUCCGGUCCCCAAUCCGAGCCCGAAACCGACGACUCGAGGCCUCUCUCCAGAUUAGGCUCGGUCACGGAGAAGGCCGUCGCGUAUCCUGACAGAUCCGGUGGCACCUCGAGCGAGGGUUACAUAGACGGGAAAUACGACUCGGCGACACCUGCCUCCCUGCGGCUGAUCAACCCUCGGGAUAAUUUGUACUACAAGCUCGGCGGGCUGCGGAGGGCUGAAUCGGCCGACUCUUUCGGCGACUCCUCGGUGCUGGAGUUGAAGGCGACGAAGGGCGGCGGUGUAACGUACGACGAGGUGGACGCGUACGGCAGGCUGGAGAGGAGGAGGAGCGACGCUUGCCUGUUGGCGGGGAAGGGGUCGUUGAGGUUCCUCGAGCCGAUCGAGACCGACGAAAGCGAAACGGCGGCCCGUUACGGGUCGAGGAGCGCGGCGACGCGGUGCCGAUCGGUGAUGGAGUUGAGGAAAAGCGAGGAGAACGGGUCCACGGUCUCGGGGUCGUCCAACGACCUCGACCUCUCCCCCAGAAUUCCCUCCUCGGGCAAGAUGGUCCUCGGGGGGAGGGAGGACGAGUUGCCCAAUAUCUUCGACAACAUAGACGAGCUGUUGCGCGACUACGAGAGGAGCAAACGAGGAUUCAGGACCAACCCUUUCUUGCGAAAGAGCGAGGACGAGGAGUGCCUCGAGGAGGCCGAAGAAACGGGAAAUUGCGAGGAGCCGUCGUCCACGGCGGCGUUCCACAGGAGGAGCAACGUGUUCAAAGACAGCGAGGCGCACAGGGGCGCAUGGGCGGAGAUGUUGAGCACCGUGCUGGAUUGGACGCUCGCCUUGUCCGACGAGCAACUGGUCCCGCUGCUUCCUGUCUUCGUGAGCGGGGUAAGAGUGCUGACCCGUUACGCGGUCGACCAGGUUCUCAAGCAACGAUUGUCCACCCUUUUCCACCGAAUCGCCGUGCUCUACGGAUUGACGAGCAAUUAGGAACAGCUUCGAUACAUCUGGGAACAGAUGUAUUUUCACGAUACUUUAUGAAAAAAAAAAAAAAGAAAAAGAAAACUCUUCUCAUAAGCGGUAAUCGAACAGAGAGAGAGAGAGAGAGAGAAAACGUCUGAAACACACGCAUAUAAUACAUAUAAGAAGUGGAAGAAGCUCGUACGUCGAUCAACUCGUUCGAGGAGAAUAAUUGGUUUCGGUCAAUACUCGAGUAUUUUCUUAAUAGAUAUUUUCCAAAUCUUAAUAUCGAUAGACUGAAACACACGGAGUCUAUUUAUCAGAUACCGAGAUGAGACGAUCUCGAAACGUUUUUCUCUUUUUCUUUUUUUCUUUUUCAAGAAGAAUCGUUGAACGAUUUUAAUCGCAUCUAUCCUACGAAACCAGAACUCUUUGCCAGAAGAACCGUCAUCGUUCCACGAUUAUCGAACAAUUUGAAAGAAAAUUGGAGAGAUAUUAGAAAUUGCAGAAAGCCACGCUCCACUCCUCUAUUCUAUUCUAUUCUUUCUCGGGAGGACUGAGAAGAAGAAAACGCGAAGAGAACGCAUCGUCUCGUUAAUUCGCAGGGAAGGGAUUUUCAAAUUCAGAAAUGCACGGGAGCGAAAACAACUCGACUCAACGACUUUCAACGACUGUCGUCGAAGAAAGGGAGCCACGAAAGCCGGCGAAGUUCGAAGCCUCGCCUAUCUCUAGUUUGUCGCGCCCUCAGACCCGUCGACACGGAGAGACAAGGAUUUUAUUUACGAUCCACACUCUGCACGCACAUCUUCUCGAUUCUCAUUUUAUGCUCUUCGCGCUUAACUGUAGUUUGCGGUCCAGAGUCGGAUGGGUUUGCUUCCAUCGGUUGGAACAACGCACCAGUCGCGACGCAAUGUUCGUCGAUACGUUUCGCCACGCAUAUAAAGAUAUGCCUCGAACAUUUUCCAUCCUCCUCCUUUCGUUUGUCUGCUCUAUAUCUAUUUUUCCACUUUUCUCGUUGAAAAUUUCAGAAAGUGGAAUGUUUACGAAGAAGAGUUUUUAACGAGUCUCGGACCGAUUUUUCUGCAUUCUCUUAGAAUUUGCAGAAAAGCGAAGCAGGAACGACGAAGAAGAAGAAUUACGCGUUCAUCUUCCGGAUUUAUCUUUAUUUCCCGAGGUUAUUUGUUAUCCAGAUUGAACGUUCUCUCCGAUUCCCUCGAGGAUCGUUAAAGAAUCGUGUCGAGCACACACGUUAACGUAGAAGGUGAGAAGAAAUUAGCGAGAUAAGAGUCGAUAGAUUUGUCGUUCGGCGAAACAGAGGAAAUAAUUAGGAUUCGUUCUUCGACGAAGAGCGAAAUUCAAACAGAGCUUUCCGAUUUUCCGCCAAACGAAUUUUGUGAGGGAGACGAAAGGAAAAACGAACACGACGUUAUAUUUUACUGUAAAUAAUACGUACGUCUUGCGCCACGUCCAUUGUUGACGCAAAUUAAAGACCAGACGAGGCUAGAUAGAUUUUUAUCGUUUGAUUUCUAUCGUUUCUCCCCCAUGUUUAGCCGACGACUAGCAAAUGAUUCUUUUUUUUUUUUUAGUUUCGUUUUUCGCUUCGAUAUAUACAUAUAUAUAUAUAUAUAUAUUACACACGUAUAUUUUGUAUAUCGUUUGUAAGUAGAAGGAGACGAAAAGGGAAUUAAUGAUUAUCGACUGUUUGUAUAAAAUCGGUCCAAUUUUCAAAUUUUGUCCUAAGAUUCGAUCGGUGUUGUAAUUGUUGAGCAAUCGGAUCGUUUAAAUGGGGAAAAAAGAAAGAAAGAAAGAAAGAAAGAAAAAAAAAGUGCGGAGAGUUACUAAUUGAUAAUAAAACGUGCCUAUGUAGACCCUUCUUCCGUCUUCUUUCGUUCUUCUUUGUUCUCUUUUCUUUUUUUUGAAGCAAUACACAAGACAAAGAUGAAUAAAGUUAAAAAAGAAAAAAAAAUUCACCCAUUCAAUCGAAAAUAUAUAUAUAUAAAUCUGUAAACGGAAAUAUAUGGACAGUAAUAUGGUAAUAAGGUAUUUUUAAUCGAAAUCAGCGUAAACUCGAGCACGAUAGACAAGUAAGAGAUGUACGAGCGUGAAACGUUCGAUUAUUUCGAGUUAAUAAAAUAAAAUUGUACUACAAUUGAA